AUGUAGGUUUUGGAACAACUCAGUGCCAGUUUUCUCGAAAGCGACGUACACUGUCCGUUCCUUUAGAAUCCGGCGAAAUGAGAAGAUUGCAUGCUAUGUCACAGUCAGAGGUGACAAGGCCAUGCAACUUUUGGAAAGUGGUCUGAAAGUAAAGGAAUAUGAACUGUUGCGAAGAAACUUCAGUGAUACUGGAUGCUUUGGUUUUGGCAUACAGGAGCAUAUUGAUCUCGGGAUUAAGUAUGAUCCGUCCACUGGUAACUAUGGCAUGGUUUUUUAUGUUGUCUUGGAGCGCCCUGGCUACCGUGUGAGCCGUCGCCGCAGGUGCAAGUCAAGAAUUGGCAUUCAACAGAGAGUCACCAAGGAGGAUGCUAUGAAGUGGUUCCAAGUUAAAUACGAGGGAGCCAUCCUCAACAAAGCUCAGACAACAAGUUAGAACUUGAAACAACUUAACCUUGGAACUCGACCUGGGGCUAAAAUUAUUUUACACCAGGAGUUAUUUUAAAACACUAUUUUGGUGGUUGUGCCCAACAAAACUCGUUACUUACUGGAGUUAAGAUCUGUUUUGGUGCUAUUAUGAAUUUUUGGUCAAUCUUUCUGAUGCUGUCAGAAUCUCCAUUCCUGCAACUCCGGACCUUCUAUUCUGCCGUAGCACGUAGGUUGGGGAUUCGUACCGGUAGAGCCUCCGGUCUUCGAGAGCCAGGCAAGCCUCCAAUGAACUUCCAAUCCUCUGGCUCACGUGUACAUUCACAAUGCCUCCAGUCUUCUGGACACUACUGCCUCCUUGCAACUCUAUCUACGAUUUGCAACGCCUCAAUGUCGUUAAAUCGCCUCAAUGUCGUUAACAUUGUGAUUGGAGAUUUUUUUUUAAUUUACCGUUAUAUUUGAAUGAUGUCCCAAAAUAAUUAUCUUUUGAUUUAUAUUUAUUUAUUAGAUCAAUACAAUUUCA
Messenger RNA from Zingiber officinale, 946 nucleotides. Its product is annotated as 60S ribosomal protein L11-1-like. Bases 122 to 433 code for a protein of 103 amino acids. The record is from RefSeq and is a predicted model, not a curated record. The transcript has 3 exons. Gene Ontology annotation, biological process: translation. Gene Ontology annotation, cellular component: cytosolic large ribosomal subunit; ribosome. NCBI's taxonomy places the organism in Eukaryota, Viridiplantae, Streptophyta, Magnoliopsida, Zingiberales, Zingiberaceae. Gene Ontology annotation, molecular function: structural constituent of ribosome; RNA binding.